CUUGAUAACAAAUAAGCCUAGAAAAGCUUCAAACUUUCUUUUUAGACUAAAUUUUAAGCAAGGUUAGGUGAAAUCCUUCUUUUUACAGUAUCUCUCUGAGAUGGGUUUCUGCAAUUCAGUUUGAUCAGUUGCUUCUCCAAGAUCUUCAAAUGAGAAAACCAUAGACAUAGAGAAACAAUUAAGAAGAACCCUUUCUGGGUUUUAAUUGUUUCUUCUAUCCUUCCUUUCUUCCUUCCCAUUGUGUCUCUCAAAAUGCAGCUUUAUAUAUCGCCGAGUUUGCGGCACGUAACAGUCUUCCCUGGUAAAGGAGUGAGAGAUUUUAUCAAAGUGAAGGUUGGAUCCAGACGGGUUUCGUAUCGGAUGGUCUUCUAUUCUCUUUUGUUCAUCACUUUCUUACUCCGAUUUGCUUUUGUUUUGACGGCGAUGGAUACUAUAGAGGACGAUAACAAUUGCUCCACUAUAGGUUGCGUGGGGAAGAAGAUGUGGAGAAGAAGGCCAGAGUCAAUGAAGGUUCCAGAAGAGAUAUAUAGAAUCUUAGAAGAGAGGGGAGAAGAAUUAGAAGAGAUUCAAGGAAGACUAUCAGAGGUUCCACAGUCACUAGAGGAGUUUAUAGCAGAGAUGAAGAACAGCAAAUCUGAUUUGAAGACCUUUGCUGUGAAGCUUAAGGCUAUGGUGUCUCUACUGGAAGAAAAGACUCGGGCAGCAAAGAUCCAAGAAUACCUAUACCGCCAUGUAGCAUCAAGUAGCAUACCAAAGCAACUCCAUUGCCUUGCCUUAAGGCUAGCUAACGAACACUCCACCAACGUAGCUGCACGUCUCCAGCUCCCAGCCCCAGAGUGCGUACCUUACCUGGUAGACAACUCCUUCUUCCACUUUGUCUUGGCCUCCGACAAUGUCUUGGCAACUGCCAUUGUCGCAAAAUCUCUGGUUCGCAACUCGUUACGCCCGGAGAAGGUUGUGCUUCACAUCAUCACUGAUCGCAAGAUCUAUAAUUCCAUGCACGCCUGGUUCUCCCUCCACCCCUUGACCCCUGCCAUUAUUGAGGUUAAAGGUUUACACCAUUUUGAUUGGUUUACAAAGGGAAAGGUCCCUGUCCUGGAAGCAAUGGAGAAGGAUCAGAGAGUCCGGUCACAGUUCAGAGGAGGAUCGAAUGCAAUUGUUUCAAAUAACACCGAUAAGCCUUAUAUCAUUGCGUCGAAGCUGCAAGCUCUUAAUCCCAAGUAUAAUUCGAUCAUGAAUCACAUACGAAUCCAUUUGCCUGAGCUAUUUCCGAGUCUUGACAAGGUCGUCUUCCUGGAUGAUGAUAUUGUGAUUCAAACUGAUCUCUCACCUCUAUGGGACAUUGAUAUGAGAGGCAAAGUAAAUGGAGCUGUGCAGACAUGCCUUGGUGAUGAUAAGUUCGUCAUGUCCAAGAGAUUGAAGAACUACUUGAACUUCUCACAUCCUUUGAUAUCAGAGAAUUUUGAUCCCAAUGAAUGUGCUUGGGCGUAUGGCAUGAAUAUCUUCAAUCUACAAGCUUGGCGAAAGACAAAUAUCAGUCUCACCUACCAUUACUGGCUUCAAAAGAACUUAAAAUCAGACUUGAGUCUUUGGCAAUUGGGGACAUUACCUCCUGGUCUAAUAGCUUUUCAUGGUCAUGUUCACAUUAUUGAUCCUUUUUGGCACAAGUUGGGGCUUGGAUACCAAGAUAACACAACCGCUGCAGAUGCUGAAAGAGCUGGUGUCAUCCACUUUAAUGGCCGAGCAAAGCCUUGGCUUGAGAUAGCCUUUCCACAGCUCCGCCCUCUUUGGACAAAGUAUAUUGACUUCAAUGAUAAAUUCAUCAAGAAAUGUCAUAUCAGAGCUUCAUAGCUUGUAACAGAUCACAUAUAUGAAUAUAGUUGAGAUGGAAAAGUGGACAGGAGUUGUUGAGAGUUCAUGAGUUCAUGGAGCUUUGACAGUGAUAGGAAGGGGAAGUGAGGGAAAAGAGGGUUGAACAAGAAGUUCUGUAAAUUUUUCUACCCCUGGUUCUCUCAAUACUUUCUAAAAGUAAGAAGCUCUGAAGUUUUUUUAGCAUACUUUCUUUUACAUAAAAGAAAAAAAUAGAGAAAAUUUGUCCUUAAGAUUCAAGAUCUAAUUAAUUUGUCAA
Messenger RNA from Macadamia integrifolia, 2128 nucleotides. RefSeq names its product probable galacturonosyltransferase 12. Gene Ontology annotation, molecular function: polygalacturonate 4-alpha-galacturonosyltransferase activity. NCBI's taxonomy places the organism in Eukaryota, Viridiplantae, Streptophyta, Magnoliopsida, Proteales, Proteaceae. The transcript is spliced from 6 exons. Bases 253 to 1851 code for a protein of 532 amino acids. The record is from RefSeq and is a predicted model, not a curated record.